Molecule: messenger RNA, 1063 nt
Organism: Mandrillus leucophaeus (drill)
Lineage: Eukaryota; Metazoa; Chordata; Mammalia; Primates; Cercopithecidae
Gene: TAFA5
Product: family with sequence similarity 19 (chemokine (C-C motif)-like), member A5
Exons: 7
Coding region: 1-807 (268 amino acids)
Biological process (GO): G protein-coupled receptor signaling pathway
Molecular function (GO): G protein-coupled receptor binding; receptor ligand activity
Source: RefSeq, a predicted model, not a curated record
AUGGAGAAAUGCGUCAGUACCCAGAGGCCGCCGCAUGCAGGCUGGGCCAGUGCCAGGGUUCGCGACAGCGCACGCAGAGUGCCUGUGAUGCUGCUGGUGGUUUUUGUAAAUUGUGACACAGCCCUGCCCCCCAGGUUCCAGGCCCAGAAGAUCUCUCCUGCUCAGAUCACGUCACCGAUCGCAGCUUCCUCUGCAGGUGCCCUGGUGCCCUGUGCCUGGCUUUUCUCCCAGACGGGAUGCCAGGAAUCCCUGGAUCACGGCCCCCCGGAUGGGAGAGGGCAGACGACACCCGGCAACGCUGAGUGUCCUCCCGGCAGAGUGGGUUGCGUGGAUCUUCCCUGCCUGGCGGCAGCAUCCUCACGCCUGCUGCGAGUGUCUCCAGCCGUGCAGUGUGAGGGAGCUCUUGGACCAGAGCUCCUGCUGCCUCAUUAUCAAGAUGCACAGCCCCGGCGUCACACCGGCCUCCCGAGCCCCGUGUUAACUGCAGAACAAAUUAGCCAGACUCAGGCGCUGGGAGCAGGUCAGCUGGCCGCCGGCACCUGUGAGAUUGUGACCCUGGACCGGGACAGCAGCCAGCCUCGGAGGACGAUCGCCCGGCAGACCGCCCGCUGUGCGUGUAGAAAGGGGCAGAUCGCCGGCACCACGAGAGCCCGGCCCGCCUGUGUGGACGCAAGAAUUAUCAAGACCAAGCAGUGGUGUGACAUGCUUCCGUGUCUGGAGGGGGAAGGCUGCGACUUGCUAAUCAACCGGUCAGGCUGGACGUGCACGCAGCCCGGCGGGAGGAUAAAGACCACUACGGUCUCCUGACAAACACAGCCCCUGAGGGGCCCCGGGAGUGGCCUUGGCUCCCCUGGAGAGCCCACGCCUCAGCCACAGUUCUCUGCCCGCCUCGGACUUCGCCCAUUCUCUGCCGCCCGCCCACUCCGUUUCCCUGUGGUCCGUGAAGGACGGCCUCAGGCCUCGGCAUCCUGAGCUUCGGUCUGUCCGGCCGACCUGAGGAGGCCGGUCUGGACACACAGGCGGGGGGCGGCCCCGGGCAUCAGCAAUACGCAGUCUGUGGGAG